GCGCCAAACCCGUCCCGCCAAGGUGACGUUCCCGCCAUCACUCGCUCCCUCUCCUUCCACACUUCAUCCUUCUUUAUUUCUUUCUAUUUAACACAAACAACAACAACAAUCACACCAUCCCCAAUCCACACUCACUCACUCCCUCCCUCCCUCACUCCCUCCCUCACUCCUCUCUCUGUAGAUCUUCGCCAUUCAUUCAGUAGCAAGAUUAAGAUGGUAGUGUCCCUUGGCCCAGGCAAGUUCUACGGCACAAGCCUCCCCCGCCCUCGCAUCUACACCGACGUCAAGUUCAACGACCACCGCGUUGACCCCCCUGUCUCCGUCGCCGACCCACUCAUGUCUUGGGCCAGAGAGGCCCACUGGUCCAUGGGCGGUCUCUCCUUCAAGCGCCUCCACCUUCAGGGCAAAAUCGAAGGCAACGUCGACAGGCUCCGCGCUCAACUCGAGUCUCUCUCUCACUCCGGGGCCCAAUCCCAAAGCCCGCCACCUCACUUCAAGCCCACGCUCUCCCGCGGAUCCAAGAGACCCGCUGUGGAUUCUCCUCCCCCGCCUCCCGCUCCUAUUGCACCCAAGCGCCGAAGGCUCACAGCGCUGAUCGAAGAGGACGAAGAGAAUGAAGAGGGGAAGGAGGAGGAUGUUAGGGUUAAGGCUAAGUCCAAGGCUAAGGAUUCAAAGCGCUGCGUUGGAAGGCGGUUGGUGAAGAAACUCGGCGACGAUUUUGAUCGCGUGGCUUCGGAGAACGGAGGUGCUGACGUGGCUGACAAUCUGGAUUUAAAUGCGGUUCCAAAUGAUGUAUUGGAUUCGGUGUCAGCGAGCACAAAGAGAAGUCGCCGGAGGUUGAUGAAGGGUGGUGAAGCUGUGACGAACAAGGUGGUUGAUGAGUCCAAUAAAUCAUCGGAUCCAAAGGAGAAAAAGAGUGGUGAAGUUGAAAAGAGAUCUAAUUCUUCGAAUGCGGUUAGGACUUCACCGAGGUUGUCUAAGAGUAGAUCCAAUUAGACUCUAUCUUAUGUAAUUAGCUACACUGUUGUGUUCUUUGUUCUUAAUCUUUUAGGGUUUUAGGGAGAAACAGGGCUAGCAUUUUUCAAAUUUUUUUCUUUUGUUUUCAAUUUUUCUUUCGCCCUUUUUAUUCUGGAAGCUUCUCUGAUCUGCGGAAAAGUAAAGAAUUUUCGAUGAUUCUAGCACAAAAA
This is a messenger RNA of Arachis duranensis, 1187 nucleotides long. RefSeq lists its product as uncharacterized. The record is from RefSeq and is a predicted model, not a curated record. NCBI's taxonomy places the organism in Eukaryota, Viridiplantae, Streptophyta, Magnoliopsida, Fabales, Fabaceae. Bases 214 to 996 code for a protein of 260 amino acids. The transcript has a single exon.